Molecule: messenger RNA, 5737 nt
Organism: Stegastes partitus (bicolor damselfish)
Lineage: Eukaryota; Metazoa; Chordata; Actinopteri; Pomacentridae
Gene: map3k2
Product: mitogen-activated protein kinase kinase kinase 2
Exons: 17
Coding region: 325-2268 (647 amino acids)
Biological process (GO): protein phosphorylation
Molecular function (GO): ATP binding; protein binding; protein kinase activity
Source: RefSeq, a predicted model, not a curated record
ACCGUUAACCUGCCCGUAAAGUACAACAAAAUGAAAGCGGUCGAUUAAAUGCGCUGUUUCGUAACCGCUCGAACACGGAGAUACUUUGGCGGACGAGUCGCUAUCGUGUCGUUUUUCUCACUGGAAGCAUCUAGCGGGCCAACCUGACAGACAUCGGGCCUCGUCGUCGUGGCCCAGCAGGACUCGAGUGAAGUUGGGAGCGGACUGCCAAACUUCUGCUUCCUCCAGCGGCUCUCCGCAGGGCCCGGGGCUCCUGUCACCGGCCCUGUGGAUGAGGAAGUGAACACAAACCCAAUCAGCCCCCAGGAGAAAGGAAUCCCUUUGAUGGGAGAAUCCUCUUUCCUGGCCUCCUGGGUCAAUCGCCGUGCCAUGAUGAUGGAUGAGCAGGAGGCGCUGAACUCGAUCAUGCAGGACUUGGCCGAACUGCACCGCUCCAGCCGUCCUGCCAUGUUCCUGCCGGACCUGGGCAAACCCAAAGCCUCCUCGCCCAAGAAUCAGAACGAUGUGAGAGUGAAGUUCGAGUUCAAAGGGGAGAAGAGGAUCUUGCAGUUUCCUCGACCCGUCAAGCUGGAAGACCUGAGGGCGAAAGCCAAAGUGGCUUUCGGCCAGACGAUGGACCUUCACUACACGAACAACGAGUUGGUGAUUCCGUUGACCACUCAGGACGACCUGGACAAGGCCGUAGAGCUGCUGGAUCGCAGCGUUCACAUGAAGAGCCUGAAGAUCCUCCUGGUGCUCCAGAUGUCCUCUCAGAACUCUUCCUCCAACAUGGACCUGUUGCCGUCCCACGAGGAGCUGGACAACACGGGAUUCAGGGUCGCGGACAAGAAGAGCAUGCUGGCUUUGAUAGGUUCCCACUCAACAGACCGCAGCUCUCCUCCUCCAGGAUACAUUCCCGACGCUCUCCAGCAGGUGGCGAGGAACGGCUCCUUCACCAGCAUCAACAGCGAGGGCGAGUUCAUCCCUGAGAGCAUGGACCAGAUGCUGGAUCCGUUGUCGAUGAGCAGUCCGGAGAACUCUGCGUCUGGGAGUUGUCCCUCUUUAGACAGCCCACUGGACAGUGAUUACCCCAAGUCCAGGAUGCCCAGAGCUCAGAGUUACCCCGACAACCACCAGGACUUUACAGAGUACGACAUCCCCGUGUUCGAGAAGUCGGGGAAAGGAGGGACGUAUCCUCGCCGCUACGGCAUUCCCUUCGGCCUUCAGGACUACAGUGAUGGAAGGAAGACUUUCCCUCGCGCCCGGCGAACGCAGGUCCACGGCUUCCGCUCGCCGGUCAGCUUCAGCCCGACCGAGCAGUCGCCCAGCACCAGCAGCGGCAGCAGCGUCUUCACCCCCGACCUGGAGGAGGCCCCGGGGCCCGCCAGGAGGCCGCGGAGGGGCAGCGACAUCGAGCCCAACCCCAACCCGACCGCCGCUCCCACCCUGUCGGUCAUGGACAUCAGCCCGCCCAGCCGCUCUCCUCGCGCUCCGACCAACUGGCGGCUGGGGAAGCUUCUGGGCCAGGGCGCGUUUGGUCGGGUUUUCCUGUGUUACGACGCCGACACUGGACGGGAACUGGCAGUCAAACAGGUCCAGUUUGACCCAGAGAGUCCCGAGACCAGCAAGGAGGUGAGCGCGUUAGAGUGUGAAAUCCAGCUGCUGAAGAACUUGUGCCACGAGCGGAUCGUCCAGUACUACGGCUGUCUGCGGGACACCAUGGAGCGAACGCUGUCCAUCUUUAUGGAGUACAUGCCCGGGGGCUCCAUCAAGGACCAGCUGAAGUCUUACGGAGCGCUGACGGAAAACGUGACGCGCCGCUACACUCGGCAGAUCCUGGAGGGGGUUUCCUACCUGCACAGCAACAUGAUCGUCCACAGGGACAUCAAAGGGGCCAACAUCCUCCGCGACUCCGUGGGCAACGUGAAGCUCGGAGACUUCGGGGCGAGCCGGCGGCUGCAGACCAUCUGUCUGUCGGGAACAGGCAUCAAGUCGGUGACCGGGACUCCUUACUGGAUGAGCCCAGAGGUGAUCAGUGGGGAAGGUUACGGCAGGAAGGCUGACAUCUGGAGUGUCGGCUGCACCGUCGUGGAGAUGCUGACACAGCGACCCCCGUGGGCGGAGUUUGAGGCCAUGGCAGCCAUUUUUAAAAUCGCCACCCAGCCAACGAACCCGGUUCUGCCCGCCCACGUGUCGGACCACUGCCGAGAGUUUCUCAAACGGAUCUUCGUGGAGACGAAGCAGCGGCCGUCUGCAGAUGAGCUACUGAGGCACAUCUUUGUACAUUAAGUUUUAACCCCCCGCCCGCCCGCCCGCCCGCCUGCCGAACUGCCAAACACGGCCUUACCUGAUGUGGCGGUCCCGCCUCUGACUCCGCCCCCUCCACCUUCACGCUGAGGCCACAUUGGACCAGGACGAACUGGCUGCCAGAGGAAGGUGGGGUGUGCAGGCGGUUGAACAUCCUGUCUCUGUUUGUAUGAGACGGCCAUAGAGGACAUGAAUUUUUAUUUUAUUUUUCUCCGCAAGUUGCACCUUAAUUUCUGGGACACGGAGGGGUCGAGCGCCUCCUCCUGAAAAACGACUCUUUGGAAAAACGUCUCCCUUUUUUAUGUUUGUACGGUUUCUCUCUCGGAGUGUGUCGGUGUUGUGGACCUACAGGAAGUGAUGCCUGACUCUGGAGUGGCCCCGCCCCCCCAUCUCGCUGACCCGACCCCAGAAUGUAGUCUCCUGCCAAAACCCAGAGCGACGGCGAUGACCUGGGCCCGCUGCUAUAGACGAAACGAAACCCCAGAUGCAGAGAACACUCCCCGAAAAGUUUCCACUCGCCUGCCCUCAUCCCUCGUCUUUGUCCGCUCUGUUUUUCCGAUCAAGCUCUGCUUUCGUGUCCGCCUCCUCCUCCUCCUCCUCCUCUUCAACCCCCAUCUUCGUUCUUUGCCGUGUGCCUUUUCUGUUUUUAAACGCAGUGUAGGAAUGAGUCUUGAGUUGUUUUGCCUCCCGGAUAAACUGCCUUCGCACCGUUUAGCCCAAAAGCAGCUGAUCUCAGUUCAGCCGUGACGUCCGUUUCUGCCUUUUUUCUGCAACAGGGACUCGUGAUAUUGAGCAGGGGUCGUCCUGAUCCCACCUCAGCUCAUCCGGUUCGUUUGCCUGCUGUACCAGCUCCUCUGGCUGGCAACCAAAUAUCCCUCAGACCUUCUGUUCGAAAAGCCUGCCGUGCUGGUGUCGAGGCGAAGGAGGAGGCUCGCUCGUUCUUCUCCCGCAGCUUCUCAAAGUCCUGGGCGUCCGGUUGGUUCAGCUCUCGUCCGGGCGGAUUAAGAAGCGGGUGAACGUUGGCUUUUAUUGGUUCUCGUGCAGCUCAGACUCUGGCAGAGCGUUUCGUUUCAGUCGCAGGGUGUGUGAGGGGAAAGAAUCCCAUCCUGAAACAUGAGAUUGAGGGUUUAAUAAGUGAUCGAGCAGUAAAAGUUGUGCUUCUGUGAACAUCUGCUGUUGAAGGUAAAAACAUGGAAGACAAGAUCGGGCUGAAGAAUUAACCUUUGAAUUGAGGAGGAAACAACUGACGGUCAUAAGUUGCUCAAAUAUCUGCAAAAAACCAGUUGUUCACUACUUGAAUUUUUCCGUCUCCGUACACGACGAACCACUUCGACGUCUAUCAGAAGCUCUCAGUCGCUCUGUCGUCCGUCUAAUUUCAAACUGAAGCGUCCGACGUGAAGCGCUGCUCCCCGUUCAGCCGGCCGGUCUCCUCCUGCUUCCUGUUCUCCGUGGCGGUGCCAUGUCGUGUCGGACGUCCUGCUCUCUGUUGGCUUUCAGCUCUCCCGCAGGUGAGACUCACCUGAACAUGUUUACAGUCUCACAGCGCUUCGUUCUCAUCAGCAGUCAGCACUGCAGUCGCUCUUCUUGCCAAAUCAGAUGCAUCCACGUCAACUCGUCACUUUAGCCAAACCACAGCAUCGACUCUAUGCACACACCGGACAGCAGGACCACCUCGUCUUUUUUUUAUUUUAAUAAUCGUCGGCUCAUCUUGUUUUUGUUGUAGAGAAUUAAUGUUUCGUCAGCAGCCGAUCAAACAGUCGUUGCUCAAACUGUCCCACACUGAAGAAGUCGUUAUUUAUCACACACGCCCGAAAUAUUCCCAAAUAUCAGCAGAAGAAUCUGAAUCGUUUCGCUCCACGGUUUCAUAAACAGACGAUAUCUGAAGUUGAACUUUUUUUUUUUGCAGAGCAGGUGAUGGAAAUAUUUCUGCUUUUAAAGGUGCAAUCGUAAUUUUUUUCUUUCUUUCUUUUUUUAAUAUUUUGGUUUCCAAAAUCUUUCGAGGCCGAUAAACUGAAGCUGAAGUUGUGAACUGGGUGUUUUUUUCGCUGCUAGCUCCUCGAUGAAACGUUAGGGUUGUGACGGUACGUGAAAUUAGUUUGUGGCACUCACUGCGCAACGCAUACAUCAGCCUUAAAGCGACCAGACUUUGGUACGACUAAACCAACUGUUGUUGUAGUUCCCUCCGGUGGCCACUAGGUGCUGCUAAAGGGUUGACUGAUUGCACCUUUAAAGGCAGGCGGAGGUGGAUUCCUUCACACCAUGUUCUCUGAAGGCACUUAAACUGGUCCACGAGGUUCUGUUGCUCUGUGGUAAUGAACGAACGCGAAGCCGGUACGUCCACACAGGUGGUGGAGCCCUCACAUUAUGCAUUUUCACCGCGGUACCACAACAGGAAGCGAUCGCUUGGGAUCCCGUCAUGGAAGCAUUCGUGGUUGUAUUGAGUUUGAGGCGGCCGACAGUGACCUGUCUGGUACAGAUGGAGCUUGGAACGCCGCCAGCACUGGUAAACCUUGAUACGCACUACCAUUAUGCACUAUCGAUUAUUCACUGAUGCUUUUUCACGGCUCCUCGUCGCUCGUGCAGCUCGGUUCAGCGACCUUUUCUUUGCACAUUUAAAAGACUGUUUUUUUUAUUUUUUUUUAUUUUUACUGUGUGUGUGUGUGUGAGAGAGAGAGAGCAGGUGUGUGUGUGUGUGUGUGUGUGUGUGUGGAUGGUUCGGUUAACCUUUACAUGAAUGUAACGUGUCAUUUUUGCCGUCAGGUGGCCUCGUUCACCACAGUGGAUUAACUCUUCGGUACCAGUAUUUGUCACCUGCAAACGCCAAGAUACACCUGUAGUUCUCUCUUUAGUGUCUAAAGCCACUGCUGCCACUCCCGUGUGUGUGUGUGUGUGUUGUGUACGAUUGUGUGUGUGCGCGAGAUGUUUGUGUGUUUGUGCAUUUACUGCAGAUUGUGCUCAUUGGACACUGCGCCCGAAAUGCCUUGAGCAUUCUGACUGUAGGGGGAUGAGAACAUUAAAAUGACUAUAAAAUGAAUUUAACACAAAAAUCUAAAAAAAAAAUAAAAUAAAAAAAUCAUGUACAAAUGUAUAAAAUUAAAUUGUACGCCUUUCUUUUUUUUUUUUUUAAAGGAAAAGUACACUUAUAUCCCACCUGUUUGUUCUGUGUAUUGUAAAAGAAGCCAUGUUUAUAAUUCUAAUUGGUUUGUGACCAAUACGCCUGUUUAUAUCAGAUCUGUAUAUCAGUGGUACGCAUAAUUUUUUAAUAUAUAUUUUUUAUUUUACUUUUUUUUAAAUGGGAGAUUUUAUGCAUGGUUGGGUCCUGAGAGACGCAGCGGUGCCGUUGAAUGGUUGCUGUUUUUUGGCAAAAUUCUGGAGUAUUGCGACAGCUCUGUGUUCAUAAUUACAGCAAUUAUGACUAUGAUGAUGACAACAAUAAAAGAUAUUUAUUUCA